Molecule: messenger RNA, 6938 nt
Organism: Alosa sapidissima (American shad)
Lineage: Eukaryota; Metazoa; Chordata; Actinopteri; Clupeiformes; Clupeidae
Gene: slc4a2a
Product: solute carrier family 4 member 2a
Exons: 24
Coding region: 352-4221 (1289 amino acids)
Biological process (GO): regulation of intracellular pH; transmembrane transport; bicarbonate transport
Cellular component (GO): apical plasma membrane; basolateral plasma membrane; plasma membrane
Molecular function (GO): solute:inorganic anion antiporter activity; monoatomic anion transmembrane transporter activity
Source: RefSeq, a predicted model, not a curated record
GACAGAAAGAGGGUGUGCUUGUGACAGAGAGAAAAGUAGAGUCUUUCAGCAGAGCUCAGUGAGAUACAGCCUCUAACAGCAGUCUCUUGCUCCCUCUCUCUCUCUCUCCCCUUCUCUCUCUCUCUGUUCUCUCCCCUCCUCUUGCUGCUCUUUCACAUCUUCCCGGCUUCACAGGAAGGUAUUGCUGUUGUCUUACGAUGACUGCUGUGGCUGUAGACUCCUUGCAGUAAGCACUCAAAGGUUAUGGUGCCCAGACGCUCCGCGCUGAGUCCCAGAGAAAAAGAGAAGGGCUAAAGUCUGCUCUCCACUCCACACAAACCCCGCAUCUGCACGCAGAGAGCAUUGCCCAGGAUGACUGACCCGCAAGAUGGCAACGAUACCAAGGCAGCCAUGGGCUCCGCCGGACACCUGCCGGCUCCAGUUCCCCCUCCCUCGCGGCGCAGGGAUGAUGAGGACGAACGGGACCUGAAUAAGACGCUGGGGGUCGAGCGCUUCCAGCAAAUUCUCAAGCCCCCGCCACGACUCCCAUCGGAGCAGCACCGCAACUUCAACGAGGAGGACUUUGAAUAUCACCGGCACUCGUCCAUGCACACCCACCACCCGCUGUCCAAGCACCUGCCCUCCGAGGGCCGCAGGAAGAAAGGCAACAAGAGGAGGAAGGGCCGACGCAGUGGCUCAACUGGCAGUGCCAGCACUGGCACGGCCGGCGCGCCCACCAUAGAGGAGGACGACGAGGACGACGAGGGCGUAGAGGAUGGCUUCAGCGGGCUGGACAACGAGGCCAACACCAACACCGCCACCUCACCUACCACAGAGACGGACACAGACACACGCACAGAGGAGGUGCAGUUCUUUGUGUCUGAUGAGGACCCAACUAGCACUUCCACCCAAAGCAAGUCAGAGGGCAGUGCCUCCCCACGUCAGCUCACCAUUGUACCAGAGUCGGCUCUGGGCUCCAGGACCAGCGAUGUGCCAGAGGAUGCCACCACUACUGAUGUUGGGGCGCCCACCUCAGGCAAACCCAAGGGCCAGAACGGGGGGCCUCACCCCUGCGUGUUCCCCCUGAGCUCCCCGGAGUCCCCGGACAGCCCCCCGGCCCUGGCACCCCCUCCCCAGCAGCAGCGGCGCGGGUCCAGGCAGGGCUCUCUGGCAGGUCAGGGAACCAGCGGCGGCCGCAGCUAUGACCUGCAGGAGCGACGCCGCACCGGGAGCCAGACGGCCCAAGAAAGCACCCUGUACCAGCGCAUGCCCACGGACGAGAGCGAGGCCCAGAUGCUGGCCACCGUCGACCUGGACGGCAUCAAGAGCCAUCGCUUUGAGGAUGUGCCCGGUGUGCGGCGUCAUCUGGUCAGGAAGAGCACCAAAGGUCAGGUGGUUCACAUCAGCAAAGACCACAAGGAGCCUAGUGGCCGCAGCCGUAAACUGGACCGCACCCCACACGAGUGGAGAGGUCGAUUUAGCAGAAGAAGCCUAUUGGAUUCAAAAGUUCUCUGGGUGUUUGUGGAGCUGAAUGAACUGGUAAUGGACAAGAACCAGGAGCUACAGUGGAGAGAGACGGCUCGCUGGAUCAAGUUUGAGGAGGAUGUGGAGGAAGAGACUGACCGCUGGGGCAAGCCACAUGUGGCCUCCCUCUCCUUCCGCAGUUUACUGGAACUACGCAAGACCAUCUCACACGGUGCUGUGCUGCUUGACCUGGACCAGAAAACACUGCCAGGCAUCGCUCACCAGGUGGUGGAGCAGAUGAUCAUCUCUGACCAGAUCAGGGUCGAGGACCGCUCCAACGUCCUUCGCGCGCUUCUGCUCAAACACAGUCACCCGAGUGAUGAGAAGGAGCACAGCUCCUUCACCAGAAACUUCUCAACAGCCUCUCUUGGCUCCCUCAUGGUCCACCACCACAGCAAUAACCACAUCGCCCCUCCCGAGCCCAGCGCCACUGACCCACUCAUGGGCGGGGGCAUGACCACCUUUGACAUCGACACCCGCAUCGACAUGGAGAAGAACGAGAAAGAAAACCCUCCAUUGCUGGGGAUGCACAGGUCAAAGUCCAAACACGAACUCAAACUCCUGGAGAAGAUUCCAGAAAAUGCGGAGGCCACUGUUGUCCUUGUGGGCAGCGUGGAUUUCCUGGGCCAGCCCUCCAUGGCCUUUGUGAGGCUGCAGGAGGCCGUGCUGCUGGAGUCUGUGCUGGAGGUCCCCAUACCCGUCCGCUUCCUGUUUGUGCUGCUGGGGCCACCCAGUGACAACAUGGACUACCACCAGAUUGGACGCUCCAUCUCCACGCUCAUGUCAGACAAGCACUUCCAUGAGGCGGCCUACUUGGCAGACGAGCGACAGGACCUGCUGACGGCCAUCAACAGCUUCCUGGACUGCAGCAUUGUGCUGCCGCCCUCAGAGGUGGGCGGCGAGGAGCUGCUGCGAUCGGUGGCGCGCUUCCAGAGGGAGAUGCUCCGCAAGCGGCAGGAACAGGAGGGCAAACUGCUUGCCAAAGAGCUCAAGAGUCCAAUUGAUAAGGCUCUGCUUCCACCUUUUAAACCGGGGGAUGACCCUUUGCAGCGGACAGGCCUUCUGUUUGGGGGAGUGGUCCGUGAUGUGCAACGCCGCUACCCGAAGUACAUCAGCGACUUCAAAGACGCCCUCAAUCCCCAGUGUAUGGCUGCAGUCAUCUUCAUCUACUUUGCUGCGCUGUCUCCCGCCAUUACUUUUGGAGGCCUUCUAGGUGAGAAGACAGAAGGUCUGAUCGGUGUUUCCGAGCUCAUCAUUGCCACAGCAGUGCAUGGGGUGCUAUUCUCUCUGCUGGGCGCCCAGCCCCUCCUGGUGGUCGGGUUCUCUGGCCCUUUGCUGGUCUUUGAGGAGGCCUUCUGCUCUUUCUGUAAGGCAAAUGACAUGGAGUACCUCACAGGGAGAGUUUGGAUUGGGUUCUGGCUCAUAAUCAUCGUGGUUCUAAUGGUGGCCUUCGAGGGCAGUUUCCUGGUGCGCUUUGUGUCCCGCUUCACCCAGGAGAUAUUCGCCUUCCUCAUCUCCCUCAUCUUCAUCUACGAGACCUUCUCAAAGCUAAUCAAGAUUUUCCAAGAUCACCCCCUAAAACGCUGUUACACUGACAACAGCACAGUGGAGAAUACAAAUGCAACAUCCCUCAACAGUAGCAUCAGCAGCCUUAUAUCCAGCCCAGGGAAGACACCGGGGGAGCCGAACACAGCACUUCUGUCUCUGGUCCUCAUGUCAGGCACUUUCUUCAUCGCCUUCUACUUGCGCAAGUUUAAGAACAGUGCCUUCUUUCCUGGGAGCCUCCGCAGAAUCAUCGGAGAUUUUGGAGUUCCCAUAUCCAUCCUCAUCAUGGUCCUUGUAGACAACAGCAUAGAUGAUGCCCACACACAGAAGCUGAGCGUGCCCAGUGGGUUCUCUGUGACGAGCCCAGAGAAGCGUGGCUGGGUGAUCCACCCCCUUGGUUCCGAUGGCCAGUUCCCCAUCUGGAUGAUGGCAGCCAGCCUUCUACCUGCUGUGCUCGUCUUCAUCCUCAUCUUCAUGGAGACGCAAAUUACCACUUUGAUAGUCUGUAAAAAGGAGCGGAUGUUGGUAAAGGGCUCUGGAUUUCACCUGGAUCUGCUGAUCAUCGUGGCUCUGGGUGGAGUGCUGUCGCUGUUUGGGCUGCCGUGGUUGGCUGCAGCCACUGUGCGCUCUGUCACCCAUGCCAACGCUCUCACAGUCAUGAGCAAGGCCGUUGCCCCCGGCGACAAGCCACGCAUACAGGAAGUGAAGGAACAGCGAGUGACAGGAUUCCUGGUGGCUGUUUUUGUAGGUCUUUCCAUCGUCAUUGGAGAAGUCUUGCGCCAGAUCCCCAUAGCUGUGCUGUUUGGGAUCUUCCUGUACAUGGGUGUGAUGUCACUCAAUGGCAUCCAGCUGACAGAACGGAUGCUUCUGCUGUUGAUGCCCCCAAAGUACCACCCCGACCACACAUACGUACGCAAGGUGAGAACCCUGCGCAUGCAUCUGUUCACUGGGAUCCAGAUAGUGUGUCUAGCCUCCCUGUGGGCGGUCAUGUCGACUUCCGCCUCCCUCGCCUUCCCCUUUGUCCUGAUCCUCACUGUGCCAGUGAAGAUGUUCCUCUUACCAUGGAUCUUUACCUCGCGGGAGAUGCAGUGUCUGGAUGCAGAGGAGGCUGAGCCCACAUUUGAUGAGAAGGAGGGGCAGGACGAGUAUACGGAGAUGCACAUGCCUGUGUGAUGGAUCUCACACUCCUCUGGUCUCACAAAGCUACCACACACCAAUUCACUGAUGCCAAACCCACUGGAAGGGUCCAUCAUUACAAUGGAGCAAGUAAACCCACUUCACAUGCAGACAUUUUCACUGUGUUAUUGGAACACUUGAAGUCUUUUGAUUUGCUUUAGAGAAAUCAGUCAAAAGCCUAGAUGGAUAUUUCUAACAUUGUGACUGGUGUACGUUGGUUGAUGUUCUUCUUUUCUUAUGGAGGGUUUAUGUGGAAUUGUUCAAGUCUGAAUUUAUAGGUAUUAAGACAAUGUACACUUUUUAGUGUUUAACACUGUAUGUCAGGACUGGAGUGAUAAGUACAAACAAAAUCACAAAGGGUCUGACCACAUUUCAAGGUCAUGACUUAAAAGGACGCACUUUAAACAUAGGGGUCAGUCACGCUUUACACUUUAUUCAAUAAUAUAAAUACCAUUGGAGAUAUGCAUCUCAACAUUUUGUAUAGUAGAGGAAGUUAACCAUAUCAUGGGAAAAGCUUACAACAUAACUUCCUUAAACAGUUAUUACACUAUAUUCUUGGAGUGAUUUUAUGUUCUUGUGUACAUUUAGAUGAACAAGUACCAAAGCAUCGUUCUGUGAUCCCAAGUUAACCUUCACAGUGCUUUCUAUCAAACAAGUUAAACACUGUGCAGACAUUUUGCUUUAAAUCGCCAGUCUACUAAGCCACUGACCUUUCAUAGAAACAACACAUCACACUGUAACCACCACAAUUACAAAUGAACAUGUGGUGUUUUAUCCCUAUAGUAAUUCUGUAAACUUGGAUACCAAAGACACCUUUUCACCUUGCCAAGUGCAAAAAUAAUCCCUUGUUCACACAGACACACCACACAAUUAUUGCUUACAGCACAGCUCUCUGUGCUUAUUUCAUACAUAUGAAAUGAAUAAAUAUGUAGCAAUGUAUAUUUUUAUCAUACAAUAGAAUGUAGAGACACUGCCUUUAGAUAUCAUUAAGUCGGUUACAAGUCAGGCCAAGUCUCCUACAGCUUACGCUCCAAUGAUGGAGGCAGUGCCACUGCAACAUGGGUCUGAAUGAGUGUUAACUUUACAAAUGAAUGAGAGGUGAGGGUGGGUAUGACUGGAUGAAGACUAGAAAGUGUCUCAAUGGUUAAGUGCAAAGUGCUUGUUUGUAAUUCACUAAAACAAUGAUGCAUUAUUCCCUGGUGUUUAGAACAUAGAUUUUAUUUUUUGUUGAAAUACAAAGUACAGUCAGUGAUGCAAUGGGCUACAGAGGAAAUAAAAUUAUAUUCAAGAGACGUGGGAACAGUGGGGAAAACAAGAAAUCAUGACCUAAAAAAUGUGUUGAACUUCAGAAUGUUGCCUAGUUCAUUAUUCACAUUCAUCAGUGACCAGCUGUCACACAGUUAUCAAGUAGUAACAGGAUUGUUUGUGUGUAUGUGUGUGUGCUACAGACCUUUUCCUUAACCUGUUUUUGACUGGCAUUCCAGAUGCCCAGUCCUUGAAAUUGAGAUGGUCUUCCCAUUGGAUUUGUUUAUUUGUCGUAGCUUGAUGAGAAUCUUCAGAAGGGAAUAUCUCUAUAAAGCUGCAAAGGCUGUCAAAUGGGCCGAGACUACAGCCUUUGGCGGUAUGUCUCUACAUCAAGAUAAUGUAGUUUAGCACAUUCCAGACAAACAAACAAAACAUUUAUUGUAGCUUUGACUAGUAUAGCAUAUGCUAUGUUAAGCAUUGGUAAAACAUUUUUACACACAUAAUAAAAUGUUGAGUAGCCAUUACAGGUGGAUAGCUGCUAAUCACCCUGUCCUAUGCAACAAGGACUGUGCACAUUUCUUGCUCUGUAUAGGACAAAACAUAGAAAUGACAACUAGUGCUCCAGGUAAGCCAGACCUGGUGUGCUGAAACUGUCAGUCAGACAAGGCUAAAUUAUACUCAACCUCUUAUUGUAACAGCCUAUGGGCACAACUCCUUAUCAAUGGAAACCUUGUUAGAAGGAAGGACAGCUCUACUUUGUCACUUACAGCAACCAUAAGAAAUUGCACUGUAAAAACUGACUUGCCUUAUUCAUUAUUCUGAUGAAAUUAGCUAGACACAUCACCUUUUAGUGUUGCUGAAACUUCAGGUUUCAGUUCAGAGAUGCAGGCACCCUGAAUUUGUCAAAAUAUAAUGUAAUAAAGCUGAAAUUUUACAAUGUACAAUGUGAGCUACACAUGUUUUUAUUCAUGCUAUGCAUUAAGUAAUGGUAAGAACUAAUGCAGGGAUGCGAAUGUGAGAGAGAACUAUUUUAGGAUGUCCAAAUGAGAACAUUUCUUUUAUUAGGUGUCAGUUUUGAAGUAAUGUUGAGUCAAAAACUAGACCUACAUUCCAGCUCUUUUAACAAGACAAUCAUUUACAAUUUCAUUAUGAGUUGUUCAAUGAUAUAAUUUUCUUUAUAUCAAGGCCUUAAGCUGAAAUAUUUUUGUAUGCAUCAAUACAUGUAUGAAACAAUAAAAAAAUCUGUCUCUUUUUCUGCUGCAAUGUGGGCUGAAACAUUUAUUAUGUGGAUUUAUUGUGAUGUAACUAGUGGUGUCAUGACACCGUAGUCUGCUUAUUUGUAUAUCAGUGCAGCACAUAGGUGACUAACACAUCUGAGCAUUGAACUGUCAUUGGUAUUAAAUAUGGGUACUAAUGAAUGUCUAUCAUGACCUUUUCAUUUAUAUUAAAAUGAAAUACAUACCACAUGG